AUGUUAGAGGCGCGCUGGGCGGCCGCCGAGCAGACGCCCGGACUUCAAGCGGCGAGCUCCGGUCUCCAGCCAUGGUCCCCGCUCCGCCCCCCGCCGCCUCCUUCUCACUCGCCGAGGUCCAGCGGCGCCUGGCGGCCGGUGCCUGCUGGGUCCGCCGCGGGACCCGCCUCUACGACCUCACCGGCUUCGUGCGGCACCAUCCUGGGGGCGAGCAGCUGCUGCGAUCGCGGGCGGGUCAGGACAUCAGCGCCGACUUGGACGGACCACCUCACAGACACUCGGACAACGCACGCCGCUGGCUGGAGCAGUUCUACGUGGGCGAGCUGCGAGGGGACCUGCAGGGUUCCUUGGAGAAUGUGACUCUGGCCUCUGUGGAAACUCAGAAGGCAGACCCUGCUAUCGAACCAAGAUUCAAAGAGGUGGAUUGGGACAAGGACCUGGUGGACUGGCAGAAGCCUCUCCUGUGGCAGGUGGGCCACUUGGGAGAAAAGUAUGAUGAGUGGGUCCACCAGCCUGUGACCAGGCCCAUUCGCCUCUUUCACUCAGACCUUGUCGAGGCCCUCUCCAAGACUGCCUGGUAUUGUGUGCCCAUCAUCUGGGUGCCCCUGAUGCUGUACCUCAGCUGGUCCUACUACCGAACUCUUGCCCAAGGCAACGUCCGCCUGUUCACAUCGUUCACAACAGAGUACUCAGUGGCUGUGCCUGAGUCUGUGUUCCCCGGCCUCUUUGUGCUGGGGAUAUUCCUCUGGAGCCUCAUCGAGUACCUCAUCCACCGCUUCCUGUUCCACAUGAAGCCUCCCAGCAACAGCUAUUACCUCAUCACRCUGCAUUUCGUCAUGCACGGCCAGCACCACAAGGCACCCUUCGAUGGCUCCCGCCUGGUCUUCCCGCCAGUGCCAGCUUCUCUGGUGGUCGCCUUCUUCUACCUGGUCCUGCGGCUCAUCCUGCCUGAGGCGGUGGGAGGCACUUUGUUCGUAGGUGGUCUCCUGGGCUACAUCGUGUAUGACAUGACCCAUUACUACCUGCACUUCGGCUCUCCACACAAGGGCUCCUACCUGUACAGAAUGAAGGCCCACCACGUGAAGCAUCACUUUGCACACCAGAAGUCAGGAUUUGGCAUCAGCACUAAAUUGUGGGAUUACUUUUUCCACACACUCAUCCCAGAGGAAGGCCACCCAAAGACGCAGUGA
Molecule: messenger RNA, 1190 nt
Organism: Urocitellus parryii (Arctic ground squirrel)
Lineage: Eukaryota; Metazoa; Chordata; Mammalia; Rodentia; Sciuridae
Gene: Fa2h
Product: fatty acid 2-hydroxylase
Biological process (GO): lipid biosynthetic process; fatty acid metabolic process
Cellular component (GO): membrane; endoplasmic reticulum
Molecular function (GO): heme binding; iron ion binding; fatty acid 2-hydroxylase activity
Source: RefSeq, a predicted model, not a curated record